AAGAAGAAGAAGAGGAAGAGGGGGGGGAAAGAGAGAGAGAGAGAGAGAGACCCUCCUCAAUCCAUCAGUACCACCAGUACUGUCAGGAAUAGUGGUUUAAGAGGAAGAAAAGGCCUGGGGGCAAUUGGCUCCACUGUCAACGAGUUCCCUGCAUCGGAGAUAAAAAGAUUCCAGCUACAUGGGCAAACGCCUGGAACAGCAACCAAUGUACCCCCAGUACACUUACUACUACCCUCAUUAUCUCCAAACCAAGCAUUCCUAUGCACCAGCUCCACAUUCCAUGGCUCCUCCUAGCCCCAGCACCAACAGUAGCAACAACAACAGCAACAACAGCAGUGGUGAACAGUUGAGUAAAACCAACCUGUACAUCCGAGGCCUUCCACCCGGCACCACUGACCAGGACCUUAUCAAGUUGUGCCAACCGUACGGAAAAAUUGUAUCCACGAAAGCAAUUCUAGACAAAAAUACAAAUCAGUGCAAAGGUUAUGGUUUUGUAGAUUUUGACAGUCCAGCAGCAGCACAGAAAGCUGUAGCAUCUCUUAAAGCAAAUGGAGUUCAAGCCCAGAUGGCAAAGCAACAAGAACAAGAUCCCACAAAUCUUUACAUCUCAAACUUGCCCAUUUCCAUGGAUGAGCAGGAGCUGGAGAAUAUGCUGAAACCCUUUGGACAUGUCAUCUCCACCAGAAUAUUAAGAGAUGCUAAUGGCGUCAGUAGAGGAGUCGGCUUUGCCAGGAUGGAAUCUACUGAAAAAUGUGAAGUAGUUAUUCAGCAUUUUAAUGGAAAGUACCUGAAAACGCCCCCUGGUGUGCCGGCACCAACAGAACCACUGCUGUGCAAAUUUGCCGAUGGCGGGCAAAAGAAACGGCAGAAUCAAAGCAAGUACACACAGAAUGGGAGGCCGUGGCCAAGAGAAGGAGAGGCUGGCAUGGCCUUGACAUAUGACCCCACAGCUGCUAUACAGAAUGGAUUUUAUUCCUCACCGUACAGUAUUGCUACAAACCGCAUGAUUCCACAGACAUCUAUCACGCCAUUCAUUGCUGCUUCCCCUGUCUCCACAUAUCAGGUUCAGAGUACUUCAUGGAUGCCUCAUCCGUCAUAUGUUAUGCAACCAACAGGUGCUGUGUUAACACCGACAAUGGAUCACACAAUGUCCAUGCAGCCGGCAAGUAUGAUGGGCCCCCUGACACAACAGAUGAAUCACCUUUCCUUGGGCACAACAGGAACGUAUAUGACAGCUGCUGCACCUAUGCAAGGGACCUACAUUCCCCAGUACACUCCUGUGCCUCCAACAGCUGUCCCUCUUGAAGGUGUUGUUGCUGAUACCUCUCCGCAGACAGUAGCACCUCCAUCACAGGAAGCCAGUGGUCAACAGCAACAGAUGGCGGUGGAAACAUCCAGUGAACAUGCAACUGCAUAUUCCUACCAACAGUCAAAACAAUAAAUGGGACUUUAAAAAGUCGGUCUGAAAAGUUUGCCUUGAAUGGAGAAACUUCACUGAACAAGAAGUUGGCUUCCAGUUUGCACAGGCGUCAACAGAUUUCGUUCCCCUUCUUCAUUGUCUACCUUACCCCAAGAAAAACAAAACAGUGUUUCUAUGUGCUGUGCAAAUUGUUCGGUCAUGUAGUCUGAUAGUUUUAUUUUUGCUAUUUUUUUAAUUACAGAAAAAAAGCCUAUGGAGAAACACUGGGUUGAUAUUUCUUCUGAAUGAACAAUUGCAUUUCAGAAUUUAUUUGGAAGUGUAGAUAGAUUUGUUUUUGUUUCCCUGAAGCAGCAACAGAGGAUUGAUGAUGAUGUCAAGAGGGAGCAAGCUGAAAUGAAAACUAACGGUCUUCCUCGAGAACCCAUCUACUCUUCCCCCUCUUUUCAUUGAAAUCAAGUGUGUUUUUCAUUUAGAGUUCUUUUUUUACUUUUGUUUUUCCAGAAAGAAACGUUUAGGUAAGGUUUAUCUUGAAUCUUAAUUGCCUUAAUUUUAAAGACGUCAAAGGCUCUCAAGGCAAGCUGUCAACGUCUUGAUAGAAGAAAGGAGAAUGGAUUCAAACUUACGCCAGUAUCAACUGGUCCUGAAGUUCAACAGACUGAAUUUUUAAGGCGAACAACAGCAACAAAAUUAUAAACUGUACAGUUUAGCAGAAAAGGAUGCUUUUCUUCUUUUGAAGAAAAUCUGUUGAUUAAGGAACUGUGGCAACUUCAAGAAUUGGGGGAAAAUGAAGACUUUUAUGAACUUUCUUAGUGUUGACAGAGAAGAAUCUAGAAGGAUAAAGUGUUUUACAAUAAAAUUAUUGAAUGGGGUGGAGGAAUCAACUUGCAUUUUAAAGAAUGCAGUUUUUUUCUUGGCAGAAUGGAGAUUUUUUUAAUUUACAAAAUGUGAUCGCUGGCAAAAGCAUUAGUGCUUUUUAUCUGCAGUCUUUUUUAUGAGCUUUAAAAAACUGUUAGUCUGCUUUGCUUGUCACAUUGCAAACACCUAGCUUAAAAGCAUUUGGGGGGGGGGACUUAAGUAGAUAGGAGCUUAUGGUCAAAAAAAAGUGCAAAAAAAGCAAUAGCUAGAAGAAAUUGUUGACAAUUUCUGUAGUCUUUCCUAGUUGUGAUCAAAUGCAGCCUAUGGAUGGCCUAUUUUAUACCAAAGAUGAAAUGACACCCUACCACAGUUCAGAAGAUAGAGGGGUUUUUUCCUUGUUUCUUUCGUUUUUUAAAAAGAAAAUCUUUAUUUGACCUAUAUGGCCGGACCAGUUUUUAAUCUUUGUGUUUGUUUAAACUAUCUUCCACUGGUAUUUUACAUCUUAUGUACUUAGGCUUCUAAUGGAAAAUACUGAGUAGUUGGUACUCAACAGUGCUUAGCAGAAUUUCACAUCAUGAAGAAAGAUGUGGGUUGCUGGAUGUUGUAGCCAGACUUUGCUUAGGUUUUCUGCUACAUUGUCUCAUUUCUUUUGUAUUAGGACUACAGUCUUCCUUCUUCCUGAAAUCCCCAGUUUGUCCCCUCCUCUCUCCUUGUGUCAUCUUCCAGUGUUCAGAACCAACCAUCAUUGUUUUGCAUUUAGUUGGCAUAUUCUGGACAACUGAAAGAUGCCACUGACAGAUGAUCAAUGUUUUUAUUUUACCUUUCCUGUGUGAGAAGAAAGAUAAAAAUGGCUCCUGUCAGUUCUUUUGUGCAAGCAUGAAGUUAACAAUCGCUUUGUACUAACUGGCUUUCUGUUGUCUUAAUACAUUUGCUGACAAUCACAAAUUAAUUUGAUUAGGCAAAAGACAAUAGAGAGUAAAUUGAAUAAGUGCAAACCUAUUUUUGAAAGAGAAAAGAUUAUGUGGAAUCUUUAUAUGGAGGAGCUGAGAUAAAACAUUCCAUCUUCCAAAAAAAAGUGAUAGAUAUAGUGAUAAUUUGGCAAGAGAUUGGCGGUGGAGAAGGCACCUCCACAUUUUGCCAGCCCCCUCUGCUAAGUAGGUGGAAAUUUUUUUGAAGCAUGCCUUCUUUUAAUUUCCAACUUCCUGGUUCUCCACUAAUUUUCCCAGAUUGUGAUACAAUCCACUGGGAAUCUCUUCCAAGCAUGCACUAUUUAAUUGUAGGGGAGGUAAGUGUGAGGAUGAGCAUGGAACUUGGACAGGGCCCCUUGAACCUCUGCCCUAACAUUUGAACUGCUGUUGUUAGUGAAGGCUGUUAAGUUAUUUUUCUCGAUCAAGUACAGUGGUGCCCCGCUUGACUAUUACCUCGUUAGACGAGGAAAUUGCUUAAUGAUGAAG
Messenger RNA from Pogona vitticeps (central bearded dragon), 3729 nucleotides. NCBI's taxonomy places the organism in Eukaryota, Metazoa, Chordata, Lepidosauria, Squamata, Agamidae. The record is from RefSeq and is a predicted model, not a curated record.